Molecule: messenger RNA, 2160 nt
Organism: Nymphaea colorata (pocket water lily)
Lineage: Eukaryota; Viridiplantae; Streptophyta; Magnoliopsida; Nymphaeales; Nymphaeaceae
Product: ATP-dependent RNA helicase DBP2-like
Exons: 15
Coding region: 315-1748 (477 amino acids)
Molecular function (GO): ATP binding; nucleic acid binding; RNA helicase activity
Source: RefSeq, a predicted model, not a curated record
UCUCAAUCUCACUCCAGACUCGGAAGCCAUUGAACAGAAGGGACGAGAGAGAAAGAAAUGUCUUAUGUUCCUCCCCACCUCAGAAAUGGCGCUCUCCCUCGCCCGCUGGCCUCCUCCAACAACUCCAAUAGGCCGAAGCCGCCUCCUGACUACAAUGACAAGGCCCUCUCCCCCGGACCACGAUUAUCCAGGCCGUCGCCGGCCUCCCCCCGGGCAAAAAUGCUGAUCCGUCUUUAGGCCGGAGAGCCAUCAAUGGAUUCUCCACGCUGGAGCCCGUCUUCCCGCAAUGGCAGCCGUCGGAAAGAGUCCUUCGCAUGACGGCGGAGCAGAUUGAAGAUGUUAGAUUGCGGUUAAAUGUUGAUGUGACGAUUCCUCCAGACACUGCUCCUGCUCCUGCACCAAUAGAAUCAUUCGCUGACAUGUGCUUAAAUCCAAGCAUUAUGAAGGACGUGGCGUUUCAUGAUUAUACUAGGCCAACUCCUAUUCAGGCACAAGCUAUGCCAAUUGCUCUAAGUGGGAGGGACCUCUUGGGCUGUGCUGAAACUGGUAGUGGAAAAACAGCUGCGUUUGCUAUACCCAUGAUUCAGCAUUGUUUAGCUCAAUCACCUAUUCGGCAAGGCGAUGGACCUCUGGCACUGGUGUUAGCUCCUACAAGAGAACUUGCUCAACAAAUAGAAAAAGAGGUCAAGGCCUUCAGCAGAUCGUUGGACUCUUUCAGAACUGCUAUAGUUGUUGGAGGAACAAACAUAUCAGAGCAGAGAUCGGAACUGCGAGCAGGUGUUCAUAUUGUGGUUGCAACACCUGGACGGUUUAUUGAUCAUUUGCAGCAAGGAAACAGCUGUCUCUCCAGAAUUUCAUUUGUCGUUUUGGAUGAGGCUGAUAGGAUGCUGGAUAUGGGUUUUGAACCACAGAUAAAAGAGAUCAUGCAAAAUCUCCCAAAAAAGCAUCAGACACUUUUGUUCAGUGCGACCAUGCCUGUGGAGAUUGAAUCCCUUGCGCAGGAAUACCUAAAUAAACCCGUCCAAGUAAAGGUGGGAAAAGUAAGUUCUCCAACUAUGAAUGUGUCUCAAGUGCUGGAGAAGGUUAGCGAGAGUGACAAGAUUGAUCGGCUUCUGUCCAUGCUUGUGGAGGAGGCAUCUCGGGCUGAGAAUACUGGACAAACUUUUCCAUUAACCAUUGUUUUUGUUGAAAGGAAGACAAGGUGUGAUGAAGUAGCUGAAGCUUUAAUAGCAGAAGGGUUGCAUGCAGUUUCUCUUCAUGGUGGACGCAGUCAAACUGAAAGGGAAGCAGCUCUGCGUGAUUUCAGAAAUGGAUCUUCAAACAUUCUGGUUGCUACAGAUGUAGCAUCGCGUGGUUUGGAUGUCACAGGGGUUGCUCAUGUUGUCAAUCUUGAUCUUCCAAAGACAAUGGAGGAUUAUGUGCAUCGGAUUGGCAGAACCGGGCGUGCAGGGACUAUAGGUCAUGCUACUUCCUUUUAUACCGACCGUGACAUGUUUGUUGUGGCACAGAUAAGGAAAGGAAUUGCAGAUGUUGAGUCCGGCAAUUCAUUGUCAUUUGCUACGGGAAAGGUCGCUAGGAAGAAAGAAAGAGAAAUAGCAGCUGCACAGAGGGAAGUGAGGCUUGGAAUGUCCAAAUUAUCGGUAGCUGGAGGUCCUACAUCAAUAAGUGUUGAUGACAAGUACAGAUACAUGCUGACCCCGGCCAACAUGAGAAAAGAGGGUGCAGCAGAUGACGCUUGGGAUGACUGAGGUGGUUUUUCCUUCACAUUUCACAUUUAAAACAAUCAAUGGAAGUCCAGGUUCUGGUUCUGAAGAUUAACAAACAGGUGCUGAUGCUCAAUGGGAUGCGGUGAUGGUCAUUUCUGGGUAUUACAAGGUGAAGAGUUGAAAGGAAUGUUGUAAGUAGACUUGUAUCUAGUUUUCCAUCGCCAGCAGCAUUGACUUGUCUGUAUCUACCCUUGGGUCUUUGCGCCGAAUUCUUGAAAGUUCUUUCCUUAUGUGUGAUGUGCAUCUAUUGUCCGCUGUGAGAUGUGAUCACAUGGUGACAUCGUUGUUGACGACAGCACAUCAGAUGUUGGUGACAAUUACGAAAAAUACUACAGCUUUAAUGCUAUAUGUUUCAGAAUCCGAAAGCAUUUUUGGGAGAAAGUGCAUUUUUUUU